Molecule: messenger RNA, 1368 nt
Organism: Anopheles aquasalis
Lineage: Eukaryota; Metazoa; Arthropoda; Insecta; Diptera; Culicidae
Gene: Smn
Product: survival motor neuron
Source: RefSeq, a predicted model, not a curated record
GUCUUGUGUUUUUCUUGCGAUUUUCCUCAGCUUUUAGCCGAAGUAUUAUUUUUUUAAUUUCCCGAUUUCCCGACUUCCUUAAAGAUUCGAUAGUCAUCACUGCCAUGAGUACGAGUGAUAAAAAAUCGCCAACGGCGGCGAGCGGAACAGAUGAUAUCCUGGAACCGAGCACCGUUUCGAUGGUGGCCUCCUCGAGCCGGGACGAUAUCUGGGACGAUACGAUCAUCAUCAAAAAGUACGACGCUUCGCUGGCCCUGAUCAAGGAGGAAGUAGCGAAGCGGCUAGCGAUGAAGACGAACCGGAAAGUGAUUCACGAGUCCGCGCUGACCGCGGCCGGCAGCCGGAAAACCCCGAAAAAGGAAACCGACGAAUCGAUGGUAGAUGGUGGCAGCGGAGGCGGCGUUGGUGGUGCGGUUUCGCCGGGUCAGGACGAACGGAGUGCCAUGGAGGUAUCGGAGCAGGAACUGGUGAAUGGUGGGCGCGCAGAAACGUUCGAAAUUGGAGAUUAUGUACGGGCCACGUACGACGACGGGAUCGAUUAUGAGGCCAAAAUAAUCGGAUUCGGUACGCACGGAGAUUGCCUGAUACGGUACGUGGGCUACAACAACGAACAAACGGUACUGCUGGAGGAACUGGUGCCCUCGUGGGGUCGUAAAGCGCGAAGACAGCAACGUGCGGAAGCGGCCGAAGCGGAAGCAGCCGCCGCCGAUUCCCAGCUCGAUGGCAGUGACGAUGAGCAGCAACGGUUCACGAAGCAGGCCAGCAAGAUCGAACUGAACUUCGGGCCACACUUUAGCCGGCCACAGGUGGGUCAUGCUGGCGCUGGAAGGGCAGGAAUCGGUCGAUACGGAAUGAGCGGAGGUAUACCGGGUGGCUCGACAGCGUACAUGAUCCCGCCGCCGCCACCCAUGCCACCGAUGCUGGAGGAUGCAGAUGAUGUGGAGUCCGAGAAUCUUUCCGCCAUGCUUAUGUCCUGGUACAUGAGCGGGUACUAUACGGGGCUUUAUCAUGGCCAGCGGAUGUCCCAGCAGCAACAGCAACAACAGCAAACACAACAUCAGAAGCGAGCCAGACAAUCGUAAUAGCUGUCGCUCGGAUUGUGCCCUAGAUUUAAGGAAACUAUUUUACGCAAAGCAUCAUCGGAUCACUCAUGGGGUCACCAGUGGAUCUAAAGUAUUUGGUUAACUCAUUGCAAAGAUAGCCAAACGGAGCUGGAAGGUGAUGGAAGGUGGUUCACGUUCUCGAUGGAGCUCGGUGGCUGUUGCUGGGCCACAAACGCUCGCUGUUGAUAUCUAUAAGCUUAUCUUAAAAUAGUUUGCAUGGUUCAUGAUUUGAUUUUCGAUGAUAAUAUAAUAAUGAUCAAAGAAA